Molecule: messenger RNA, 3566 nt
Organism: Lepisosteus oculatus (spotted gar)
Lineage: Eukaryota; Metazoa; Chordata; Actinopteri; Semionotiformes; Lepisosteidae
Product: cytochrome P450 2K1-like
Biological process (GO): xenobiotic metabolic process
Cellular component (GO): intracellular membrane-bounded organelle; cytoplasm
Molecular function (GO): iron ion binding; oxidoreductase activity, acting on paired donors, with incorporation or reduction of molecular oxygen, reduced flavin or flavoprotein as one donor, and incorporation of one atom of oxygen; heme binding
Source: RefSeq, a predicted model, not a curated record
ACUUACGUACAGUAUAUAAGCAUUCACACCUAAUCAGUGUAUAUAUAUAUCAGUGAGAGACUGAAACUCCAGUAAUCCGGAACAGGCAGAGAACAGUAAACCAUGUCAGUAAUUACACAGCUAUUGUCCGACACCACCACUGUGUGUGUAGUUUUCAUUACAACGUUAGUUGUCUUUUUCUACUUGUUUUUCAAACCCUCCAAAGCAUCUUCCUAUAAAUUUCCCCCCGGGCCACGACCCUGGCCGAUCAUCGGGAAUCUCAAUGUACUGGGCAUGCAGAAACCACAGGAGACUUUCUGUAAGCUGUCAGAGCAGUACGGCAAUGUGUUCACUUUCCACAUGGGCACACGGAAGUUUGUAGUCCUGACUGGAUAUCAGACAGUGAAGGAAGCCUUGGUGGACCAGGCAGAUGACUUUGGAGGAAGGGGACAAACACACAUCUUAAACUUAAUUUCAAAGGGAAAAGGUAUUGUAUCUGCGAAUGGUGAGUCAUGGAAGACGCUGCGUCGGUUUACUCUCUCCACCUUGCGGGACUUUGGCAUGGGCAAGAGAACCAUUGAGGACAGGAUCGUGGAGGAGUCCAAAAUGCUGAUAGAAGUCUUUGAGUCCUACAAAGGUCAACCGUUUGAGCCUACUAUCCACAUCAACUCCGCAGUGUCCAACAUCAUAUGCACCAUUGUGUUUGGGGAUCGCUUUGAGUAUGACAACCUCCGGUUUCUUCGGCUCCAGAAGGUUGUGAGCGACAGCGUUAAAAUACUAGCCUCCCCACAAAUCCAGCUGUUCAAUGUCUUCCCCUUCUUAGGCUUUUUUUUAAGCGAUUUUAAGAAACUUUCAAGUUAUGCAAAAGAGAAUCAGUCUUUCUUCAGGAAUCUGUUCAAGGAGCGCAAAAAGGCCGUUGACCCUAAUGACAUGAGGAGCUUCAUCGAUUCCUUCAUAGUGAAGCAACGCGAGGAGGAAGCUAAAAACUCCCAUACAUAUUUCGACGAGGAGAACAUGGUAGUCACAUCAUCCAGCUUGUUUGGGGCUGGAACAGAAACCACAUCCACCACCCUGCGCUGGGGCCUUCUGCUGAUGAUGAGGUACCCUCACAUUCAAGAAAAAGUGAAAGCAGAGAUUGAGAGAGUGAUUGGGAGAGAGCGCCCUCCAAUGUCUGAAGACCGGAAGAGCAUGCCCUACACUGACGCAGUGCUACAUGAAAUCCAGAGGUUUGGAAAUGUGGCGCCCCUGAAUUCGCUGCACGAGACCACAGUGGACACCACCUUCAGGGGCUACAAGAUCCCAAAGGGCACCCCUGUCAUUCCGCUGCUCACUUCUGUGCUGUUCGACAAGACGCAGUGGGACACGCCCUUUGAGUUCAACCCUGGCCACUUCCUGGAUGCUCAGGGAAAUUUCAUUAGGAAAGAAGCCUUCAUGCCCUUUUCAGCAGGUCGGAGGGUUUGUCUGGGCGAGACUCUGGCCAAGAUGGAGCUCUUCCUGUUCUUCACUGCCCUCCUCCAGAAGUUCACCUUCCAUCUGCCCCCUGGUAUCCGGCCUGAGGACCUGAAUAUGGAACCAGUCCUCGGCUCUACUGCAUCCCCACAUUCCUACAAGCUCUGUGCUGUCAGCCACUGAUGGUCAAGGCUUUCAUUCAGUCUGUGUCGGCCUCCUCUUCCACACUGAGGCCACAGCAGCCUGUUGUGUCUCUGUCUCAUCUCACUGAAAUGGGAUUUCAGAGUUUACACCUUGAGAUUUACACAGCUACUGAUGAUGUGGGAUCUCAAAUGGUUCAUAACUAGCUUUAAACAGUGAGUAGAGUCCUAGAACAAAAACAUAAUUAGUUAAUUUGACUUUUUAAUGGUGACCUGAUUUGAUAUAUGUUAGAGUUUCAAAAUAUUUUAUGGAAUUAAUAAAUCAACAUUUUACACAUUAGAUUCUCAGACCUUUCCAGACUUGCAAACACUGUGCACAACUCAAAAAGAGCUACUGUAAUUAAUCCAUCAUAAAAUUGUGGUUUCAAUCAAAUAGUCAAGAAAUAAGCUGAAAGAAAAACAAGAAGGCAUUGGGGUUAUCAGUACAUUUGAAUGGAGUCAUGACCUAUUUUACAGGCCUGUGCUGUUAAUGCACAGAUUCAGUAUUAAAUAUUGCAGCCAUUUAAAAUGAAACAGACAUAUUUAAAUGCCCCUUCUUGAGAACUUAAUACUGGAGUAGUGGCAGUCAUUCCUGCUCCACAGACCUCUUGUAUUCACUUCAGAGAAAAUAAGAAAUUCAAGAAAUUACAGUAAACGUAGUUUACAAUUCUUGAUGAAUAGACAGGAGGAGGAAAACCAGACAACCUGUAAGACCUUCAUGUCCAUAAAUGAAUAUCAAUGAACAAGUCACAAGUAAGGUCUUGAUAACUUGCAUGUCAGUAUAUCGGCAUGUAUACUGUAAUUAUGCUUCACAUUUGCAAUGUUAAAAUAUUUAUGAGAAUCUAAUAAAACGGAACUAUUGACUUAAAUGUAACAACUCAAUGUGGACGAAACUGACUUUUAACUGUUACAUUUAAAUCAUACGUUCUCAUUUACUGAUUGUUGAUCAUCAUAACUACUUUAAUGUGUUUAAAAUAAACUGAUCUCAAAGUCUCAAUCCGGCAUUUUGUGUACAUUGUUAGAGCAAUACAAGAGAAAGAACAACAUUUGCUUUAUCUUAUUUUGAUUGUCCUUUUCCUUUGCUUAAAACAUCCCUUUUCAACAAAAUACAGCAAUACUGAACAACAAUUCCUCAUCACGAGAUAUGUAAACACCGCUAGUUCAAAGAAUAAAAAAGUGAGCUACCACUCUGUAAUAACUCAAAUAGUGAUGAAAACAACUUUGGGAAUAAGAACGCUGUACAGGAAGCAAGGAACAGCUCUGUGAGGAAGGGCCGUUGUGAAAAAAGUCACCUGUUAAGGAGGAAAAGGUUACAAUUGGGACACAUCCUGUACAGCAGGCUGAUUGGAUAAUUGGCAGCCAGAAGGGGUGGAGUUACUGAGGGAGAGGAGCAGACAGGACAGGCUCUGUGUGCAAUUCCACACAUUCCAAUGUCAGUGAGAGGAAGUGACCAUCCCCUACCACAUUGGUGCUAAUAUAUAGAAAUAUUACGGAUCUUACUCUGCGCAGUAAAGUAAAUCUGAAGUAUUUGAGUAUAAAACAGUACUUUAAAGGGCAGAUUGGCUGAUUUCCCAUCCGCCUUUCACCCUGCCCUUCCAGGUUAGGUACAGUAUAAUGUAAGAGAUGUAGAAACAGUAUAUAUAUAUAGUGUCUUUGAAAAUGUUUUUCUGUUAUGUUUGUUUCUUUUCCCAGUCUUGAACCAUUUGUAUUAAGAGUAACGACAAUGUUUGAAAAUAAUAUUUAAUGCUACUUUUCCUGUAUCCAAUCUUUUAUUUGGGGAAGGGGCAUCGUCUUAUAGUAUACAGAAUAACUACAUUGGUUUAUUUUUAUAUUUUACAAACAACUUUAAGCAACACAGAGUGCUAUUUAAUAGUGCAUAAGUAAUACAUAAGUAAUCUUGCGUUCUACAUGUUGAUACCGUAUGUAAAACAUAACAAAAGUAAAACGAAAAUUGAAAAA